Talaromyces stipitatus ATCC 10500 is the source of this 1922-nucleotide messenger RNA. RefSeq names its product ribosomal RNA processing protein, putative. Gene Ontology annotation, cellular component: preribosome, large subunit precursor; nucleus; preribosome, small subunit precursor. Gene Ontology annotation, biological process: rRNA processing. The transcript has 3 exons. NCBI's taxonomy places the organism in Eukaryota, Fungi, Ascomycota, Eurotiomycetes, Eurotiales, Trichocomaceae. Bases 92 to 1117 code for a protein of 341 amino acids. The record is from RefSeq and is a predicted model, not a curated record.
ACGCAACUUUUAGGAUCAGGCCCUCAGAAUAAUUUUCUUAUAUGGUUCAAUUCUAGUCUCAUACUGCAACCGCAAUCGCGGGACAGCCACCAUGGCUACCACAGAUAUCCAAAAAACGCCGUUCGUGAGGGAAUUGGCAUCAAGUGAUCGCAAAACUCGCGACAAAGCUCUUGAGUCAUUGACGCUCUUCCUGAAAGCGCGUAAAGAUCUAAGUCUUCUUGAACUGCUGAAAGUCUGGAAGGGAUUAUUUUUCUGCUUCUACCAUUCCGACCGCCCUUUAACACAACAAGCACUCGCCCGCUCUCUCUCAUACUCUCUCGUCCCAAGUCUCCCGCGCGAAAGUCGACUGCGUUUUCUGCGCGCAUUCUGGAUCACGAUUGGUCGGGAAUUCCAUGCUUUGGACCGAUUACGACUCGAUAAAUACCUGUAUCUGAUUAGGUGUUAUGUCGGCGUUGCGUUUGAGAUUUAUUUGAAGGGGAAGAUUAACGAUAAAUCGGAUAAUGAACAGGAGGACUCAACCGAAAAACACGAAGAAGAAGAGGAAAAUAAAAAAAGGAAAAGAAAGGGAGAUGAGAAAUCGAAUAACGGGAAGAGGAGGAAACAAUCCGAAGAAAACAGCGAAAACAACGGAAAGGGAUCAAGUUCUGAACGGGAUGGAAAAUGGACAGAACUAGAAUCAUACAUCUCUCUUCUUGAAAAAGGGCCUCUAUGUCCCAUCAACUUCGAUCCGAGCGAGAAGAAGCCCAAAUCCAACGAGGAUAUAACCAUGCCCCACGGCCCCGACGGACUUCGAUAUCAUAUUACUGAUAUCUGGCUGGAUGAGCUGGAAAAAGUUCUUUCCUCAAAUGACGACGGUGAUCAAGACGGAAAGACCGAGGAAGUAUCAUUGAAAGAUCGCCUUGACGUUCCUAUUGGAUUGCUAUUAAGACCAUUUGAGAGAUUGAGAAAGGAGAGCCAGACCAAGUCUGUUCGGAUGAAGGUGGUUAGUGAGGUGUUGGAAGAUGAGCGAUUGGCCGACUGGGGAUUUAGAGAGCGGAAGAAGGUGAGGAGUAAUGAGAGUGAAGACGAUGAGGAGGAUGAGGAUGAGGAUGAUGAAUGGGGUGGAUUUGAUGAUUAGUCUUACCUUUUCUCUGUUUCCGAGGUACUUAUUUAUGAGAAGACACGGUCAAUUCUCUGUAUAAUUUCCAACCAUCUUAUCCUAUUCAUAGUCUUCUUCAACUGCAUUGCAUAGCUACAUCGGUAUUUCAACUGCUUCAGGGUCACCCAACAGCAAUACUGAGAAGAGUAUAUGGAACAAGAUUAACAGAGCUAUCCAUUCAGACACCGAAAGCAAUAUAAGAAUCAUGAUAGGAUACAAAACCAGAAGUGAAUUAAAAGAAGCAUACUCAGUGGCUAUGUAACAGAAUGGACAGAGAAUAAAAGUGACUGGAUUGAAGAACCUUAGUAGCGCCAUCAUCAUGAUCUGCUUUGAAAGAACCCUGACAUGACAGCGAAAUCCACAAAAAGGAGAUAUGGAUUUGAGAUAUGAUUAUCUCAUAAUCUCUGAGACGGAGAGGGAGUGCGGAAGGUAAUAAGUGGUUUGUGAAUACACAGAAGAUGUGAAAUCAAGAAAACAAAUACGCUGCGUCCUGAGUUCGUAAAGAAACGGCGAGAAGAGAACAGUAGGAGAAAGAGUCGAGGGUAUAGUGUUAUAGACAAUGUAAGGCAUUAAACCGAAGGCUUUUUCAUCCCCUACAAAAGAGGAACGAUCUUCAAAGUUGGACUUGCUGUAUUGUACCAAUAUAGCACCAAUGGUUCGUGUGUCAUAUGCUCAGGCACAUAUGUAAUCAAGAUUGCUCGUUAAACGAUCGAGUUUAACGGAAUUCGAUCGCGGGGGUACAUCCGUGAUCUUCGAUGUGCUUCAAUUCGAGUUUUUGGUACCU